Messenger RNA from Cylindrotheca closterium, 681 nucleotides. Lineage: Eukaryota; Bacillariophyta; Bacillariophyceae; Bacillariales; Bacillariaceae. The record is from the annotation of a GenBank genome assembly.
AUGGCUCUCGUCAACGUUGUGAAUAUGGUGGUUUUGGACAAUCCCACAAACUUUUCCAAUCCCUUUCAAUUCGAAAUUACCUUUGAGUGCUUGCAAGAGCUGGACGACGAUUUAGAAUGGAAGGUCCUCUAUGUAGGCAGCGCCCAAGAUUCCAGUCGAGAUCAAGUAUUGGACGAAAUAUUGGUGGGACCCAUUCCAGUGGGAGUCAACAAGUUUGUGCUACAGGCGGAUGCUCCGGAUCCAUCCAAACUCUUGCCUGAAGAUUUACUAGGAGUCACGGUGGUUCUAGUGACGUGUAGUUACAAAGACCGGGAAUUCGUAAGGGUGGGGUACUAUGUCAAUAAUGAAUAUCACGACCCGAAUGCUCCUCCGCCUGCUCCCACACCAGAGGGCCAAGAACCUCCUCCUCCACCACAAUUGCCAAAACCCUUGCCCAUUGAACACAUUCAACGCCAAAUUCUGGCGGACAAACCGAGAGUUACCAAAUUUCCUAUUUCCUGGGGGGAAGAUCCAAGUCCGCCACAACAGCAAUCGUUACAACCGCAGCAAAUGUCCGAUAGUAUGAUGGCGGCGGCAAGUAGUCAGGCAGCAUUUGGUGGAACGAACGCUGGACUGGUCUCCAUGCCAGAAGAAUCCAACAUGUCCUUUUCGGGUGGGGGAGUCCAAUCUAUGAUGGAAUAA